AUGAUCCACUCGGCGCUCCUGGAGCGCCGAGUCGCCCACCUGCUCGCCUCCAGCGGCGGCCACCGCAACGUCGUGGCCUCCUACUUCCACUUCCAGGAGCACCAGUGCCUCUACCUCGUCGGCGAGUUCUGCAACGACGGAGACCUGUACACGCACCUCACCUCGCACACGCGCAACGGCGUCAUGGACGAGCAAAGCUCCGUCCACGUCAUGACGCAGAUCUUCCACGGCGUCGACUACCUGCACCGCGUGCUCGGCAUCGCGCACCGAGACCUGUCGCUCGAGAACGUGCUGCUGCACGACGGCGAGUGCAAGAUCUCGGACUUCGGCCUGUCGGUGGACGCCGCGACGCGCUGCAAGGCCCGCGUGGGCAAGGAGUACUACAUGGCGCCGGAGGUGGUGGCAGGCAAGACGAACGACCCAGUGAAGGCGGACAUUUGGUCGCUGGGCAUCAUGUGGUUCAUCCUGCUCACGGGCUCCCCACUCUGUUGUGAAGUGCGCUCGAUCCUACCCAUGAGCGCUUGA
Phytophthora sojae is the source of this 525-nucleotide messenger RNA. RefSeq lists its product as hypothetical. The record is from RefSeq and is a predicted model, not a curated record. The coding region runs from base 1 to 525 and encodes 174 amino acids. Gene Ontology annotation, molecular function: ATP binding; protein kinase activity. NCBI's taxonomy places the organism in Eukaryota, Oomycota, Peronosporomycetes, Peronosporales, Peronosporaceae. The transcript has 2 exons. Gene Ontology annotation, biological process: protein phosphorylation.